AUAUAGAGCGGUGACAAAGUGGCGAGCAGCGCGCCCCGGGCAGCAGAGAUCACACGCACAGACAGAGGAGAAGAGAGGAGGACAGCCGCUGACCACAGCAUCAAGCAGGGGAGGCGCGGACAGUCGAGCACCAAGCGAGCCGAGGAAACCAAACAGAGAUGGGCGUCACCUCCCCCUCUCUCCUGUCAGCCUGCAUUUACCUGGCGGCUGCGCUGAUUGGAGGAGCCGGCGCGGAGGGAGUGUGUCUGCAGGACGGAAAACACAAGGCCACGCCCAGUCCAGAGCCCUACCUGACGGAGUGCGGGCUGUACGCUGACAACAGCUGCUGCACUCCAGAAGACAUCCAGGACAUCUCACACGUUCCUUCUGUGAGCAAUAAGAACGAACCCUGGGACAAAUGUGGGCCCCUGAGUUCUGAGUGUGAAGGCUUUCUAAAGCGUGUGUCAUGCUUCUACCGCUGCUCCCCAGACGCCUCCCGCUGGCCUCACCCUCAUCGCCGCUCAUACAUCCAGGCCGUGCCGCUCUGCCACAGCUUCUGCCGUGAUUGGUUCGACGCCUGCAGGAUGGACAUGACGUGCGCUCGCAACUGGGCCAGAGAUCCCAGAGGACACAACUGCACCGGAACCUGCGUUCAGUACCAGCAGAUGUACCAGCACGGCAGGGACCUCUGUGAGAGCCUGUGGGGUGACGCCUUCAUGACCGUGGAGGACGACCCCCAAGAACAGGGAGAAGCUGGAGAAAGUGGCGUGGAGGGUCGCCCCUGUGGCUGCCUGACCCUCAGCCCGUCGGACAAGGAUGUGAUCGCCGCCCUCAGGGCCCAACAGGACGACCCGGAGGAGCUGGACACCACCAAGACCGGCCUGCCUCAGUACCGGGCUCCAUGCAAGACCAAGCUGCCCGUGCAGGGCAAGAGGAAGGGAAACUCGGUGCUGCGCAAACGCUCAGUGGAGAUGGUGGACGUGGAGGGGAGCGGCAGCGGUUUGUAGGUGUCGUAGCCGGUGAUGUGAUUAGAUAUAACAGUCCUGUUCCAGUUUUUAACUUCAAUCCUCUGGCUAGAUUUAACCACAUGUCAGAUAUCUACGUUUCCCAGAAGAGCAGAUCAAUCAAUAGUGAAACAAGCGAAAGAGCAUCAUUUCUGCAAGGGCUCUGAAAGUAUUGAUCCAUAUCCCACGAAAGGUUUUUGUUUCAGCUUAUUUUUGCACUUUUUGCAGCAUCACACCUGCAUGAGUCUCUCCCUUUCCUGACUGGAAUGAACACACGCUGUGAAUGCAUUUACCCAUCUAGUCGACUUCUAACCAAACCAUCGGGACGUAGAGGAGCAGUGUAACCAUCGUAAUGAAUGUAACUUAGCUUUCUAACAGAAGGUGAGAGGUCUGCUGUGAAGAUGACAGUGGAGGGGCAUCCUCAGCACCUGGGGAGGGGUGGUCACAGAAGCUGUGCUGAUACCAGAAAAGGUCGCUCUGGUAGUUUGAUCACCGGUGUUCUGUGAGUGUUUCUUUUCUAAUCAUGUGUUAGUAGUUUAAGGAGACUGCUAGAUGUAAAUGUUUUGUUAAAAUAAAACGUAAAAAAAGGAUUUUUCUGAUGUGUGUGAAGCUUGUUGAAAACAGUGUCUUUGUGCUUUUCUUUACGUUCUCAAUAAAGAGGAAUUUCUAAAUGUCA
This is a messenger RNA of Oryzias melastigma (Indian medaka), 1659 nucleotides long. It is a transcript of the gene rtbdn, whose product is annotated as retbindin. Gene Ontology annotation, cellular component: external side of plasma membrane. Gene Ontology annotation, molecular function: riboflavin binding; riboflavin transmembrane transporter activity; signaling receptor activity. The record is from RefSeq and is a predicted model, not a curated record. The transcript has 6 exons. NCBI's taxonomy places the organism in Eukaryota, Metazoa, Chordata, Actinopteri, Beloniformes, Adrianichthyidae. Bases 159 to 986 code for a protein of 275 amino acids.